This is a messenger RNA of Acytostelium subglobosum LB1, 1941 nucleotides long. RefSeq lists its product as hypothetical. The record is from RefSeq and is a predicted model, not a curated record. The transcript has a single exon. The coding region runs from base 1 to 1941 and encodes 646 amino acids. Lineage: Eukaryota; Evosea; Eumycetozoa; Acytosteliales; Acytosteliaceae.
AUGAUAUUCGCUGAUGCCAACGACAAGGAUUCAAUCGAGAUGAUGCUUGCCGAUGGUCUGAUCAAGUGUUUGCACAACACUUGCUUCAGCUUCUACCCCUCGAUGGAUUUGGUGCGCCAACACAUACUUCGGAAGGGUGGAGACCAUCAAUGUCCAGACCGUCACAGCUGUCCAGGUUGUUUGCGCAGUGACAUUUUGAUGACAAGGCAAACACUCCCCAAUACCAUCCCUACCAUCAAAUCUCUGGUCUGUCUGCACGAUGGCUGCUCUAAAGAGUACGAGUUGUUUGGUCUUUUACAUCAACAUUGCAAGACAGCACAUCAAUGUCGAUCGUACGCAAGCUGUCUCAAUGAACAACGCUACCGAUCAAAGAGCUUCACCGCUGAAGACGAUGACACCGAGUCGAUCAAGAUGUUGGUGGCCAAAGGUUACACCAAGUGUCCACAUUCAGAAUGCAUCACCUACCUCAAGAAAAGGAAGACAUUCAAUAAUCACGCCAAAUUCUGUCACCCGGGUGAUAGAUCGAGGCUAUUAUCAUUGUGGCCACCAACAAAGCGCAAGCGAUCCACUGUCGAAGACGAGGAUCAGUAUGAAGAAGAGGAUGAAGAUGAUGAAGAUGAGGAGGAAGUCGAUCUAGAUGAUGAAGAUGUGUCCCCCAUCUCUACGACAUUAUCGACCAACCAGGUACCAGAAUCAAAUGACAAGAUCAAGUGUCUACACUCCAACUGCGACAAAUUGUUCAAUGCGAGAUACAUAAUGAUGCAGCACAACCGAAAGGAACACCAAUGUACCGACCAUCAGAAUUGUCCAGGAUGCGUGUUCCGACGACUAUGGGCUCCGACCAUUGGUGACGAUCCCUUGUCCAGGUUCAAGUGUCAACACGAGGCAUGUUCAUCCUCUCAAAGGUCGUAUAGAGUAUUGCGCGGUCACUGCCGAUCAGAACACAAAUGCACUUGGAGAUACGCAGCAUGUCCAAACUAUCAGACCCAUCAAAAGACUGCUUUCUUUGCCGAUCCUGAUGACACUGAAUCAAUAUCAAUGUUGACGGCAAGGGGUUUUCUUCAAUGUCCACACACAUCGUGUGGCAACUUCAUGGCUACUCGCAAAUCCAGGAUUCAUCACCUGGCAAAGGAACAUCAAUGUCCGGAUCCAGUGAGUUGUCAAGGAUGUAUUGAUCGCAUCCAGCAUCGCCCAAGACGCUCGGCAACAGGCCCCAAUGACAACGAGCAAGAGACGGGCCAGUACAAAUGUCUGCAUGAUGAUGGUGACUGCACCAAGAGCUACAUCACCUCGGCGGGCAUGUAUCUUCAUUGCAAGAAGAAGCAUGCGUGCAACGCCACAUAUGGAGCAUGUCCAAACACUCGAGAAUACCGCACUCAGAAGCACUAUGCCACACACGACGACACUCAAUCAAUCGAAAGAUUCUUGGCUGAUGGAUACCUCAGGUGUGAUCAUUCAGAGUGCAUCUACUUCUUCAAAACUGAUGGCGCCAAACAUAUGCACAUGUAUCAAAGGCACUUCUGUUCGGAUCCACAUCAUUGCAAGGCAUGUGUUGAGCGCAACUUCCACAUCGACAAUGGUCAUGACAAUGACAAUGACGACGAAGAGGACAUCGAUAAUGGAGGUAAAAGACGAUUGUUUGUAUGGCAGCGCAAGAUCAUCAGUGGGAUGGCGGUACCCGGUGGUAGUCCCAAGAGGAACGUUACCAUUCGACCGACGACGACUACAACAACCAAGCCUAGUCAAGUUGGAGUCUGGAAUGAGAGUAUGUUCAACCUGAUCAAAUGUCCACACAAUGGAUGCGAAGUGCAUGGUCAGACGAUGGCCAUCAACAAACAUCUUCUUCAGAAACACACUGGUUGCUCCUCAAUGUCACAGCAACAUUGUGAUGGUUGCCAGUUGUCUCAUCACAGUGAUCAUCAUCAUUGGUUGCUCGUGUGA